Capsella rubella is the source of this 685-nucleotide messenger RNA. Its product is annotated as outer envelope pore protein 16-1, chloroplastic. Gene Ontology annotation, biological process: protein import into chloroplast stroma. Bases 82 to 528 code for a protein of 148 amino acids. The transcript has 6 exons. Gene Ontology annotation, molecular function: amino acid transmembrane transporter activity. Lineage: Eukaryota; Viridiplantae; Streptophyta; Magnoliopsida; Brassicales; Brassicaceae. The record is from RefSeq and is a predicted model, not a curated record. Gene Ontology annotation, cellular component: chloroplast outer membrane.
AAAUAGUUGAACUUGUUACAGAAACAAGAUCAGAGUGAAAAAAAUAUCUCAAACAGAGGAAGAAGAAGAAGAAGAAGAAAGAUGCCUUCAAGCACAUUCUCCGGUACCGUGAGUACGCCGAAGCUUUCGGUGGCUGUUGAUAUGGGAAACCCUUUUCUCAAUCUCACCGUCGAUGCUUUCCUCAAGAUCGGAGCUGUUGGAGUCACUAAAUCUAUUGCAGAAGAUACUUACAAGGCCAUUGACAAAGGGAGUCUCUCCAAGAGCACUUUGGAGAAUGCGCUUAAGAAGUUGUGCAAAGAAGGUGUUUACUGGGGAGCUGCGGCUGGAGUCUAUGUUGGAACAGAGUAUGGAAUCGAACGUGUCCGUGGCACUAGAGACUGGAAAAACGCAAUGCUAGCAGGCGCGGCGACAGGAGCAGUGCUCUCUGCGGCUGGCAAGAAAGGCAAAGACACUGUCGUGAUCGAUGCCAUCCUCGGUGGCGCGCUUGCAACCGCUUCUCAGUUCCUUAACAAUCAUUAUUUCUACUGAUUCUCAAAUCUUUGUAUAGGGACCAAUUUGGUUUCCAAUGUCGGUUCUCUAUAUAUGGUGGAUGAUUUGCCUUUGUUUGCUCUUUCAAUAAAAAACAAUGUUGUAGUGUUUUUGAAUGAAUCAUUUGAAUUGAGUAUUGUGAACGUUAGUUGUGCAA